CAAUCUACUCGAGUAUAUCUUUCUCUAUCUUUGGCUUUAAAGUUGCAUGGCGUAUUCUUUACCAAAGUUAAGCAAAAAAGUGACACUAAAAAUCAACCAAAUUAACUUUAUCUCAGAUAAAGCAGAUUCCAAUAUCAAACAAGCAUAUAGAAAAACAGAAAUUGAGAAAUGGAAAGUAACAUAUCAGAGCCGUGAAUGAACAUUAUUCAGCCUAAAAGUUAAAGGUAAAGAGAAGGAAAAAAAGGUACCUCUAGUAAAGAAUUUGCACCAAAAACCAAAGAAUACCAAAAAAUGUUUGUUAUUCAAACACUGAGAGAAGUUUAGUGUACUGUAAGAGUAUAUAGCUUUCUAUCUCUCUUCCAGAUCUUAAAUGGGUUCGUAUUGUCAGGUUUUAGUUUUGCUUCUACUCUCUCUACCAUGUAUAUUAUCCCAAGUAACAGAGUUUAUCAGUAUAGAUUGUGGAGGAGGCAGUGAUUACAGUGAUAAAAGAACUGGGUUAGCAUGGAUUUCAGACAGUGGAAUAAUGAGUCAUGGAGAAGUAGUAGAUGUUCAGAACACAAAUGAUGAUUGGGAACCCUACAAAAAGAGGAGGGAUUUCCCAACAGAUGAUAAGAAAUACUGCUAUACAUUAAGCACAAAGGAGAGGAGGAGGUAUCUAGUGAGGGCAACAUUUCUAUAUGGAAGCACAGGGAAUGCAGAUACAUACCCUAGCUUCCAACUAUACUUGGAUGCAACAAAGUGGGCAACAGUUACUGUGUUCGACGGAGCGAGAACAUACGUCAGAGAGAUGAUCAUUAGGGCACCUUCUAGCUCUAUUGAUGUCUGCCUUUGCUGUGCAACUACAGGGUCUCCUUUCAUAUCAACUCUGGAGCUUCGCCCAUUGAAUCUUUCCAUGUAUGCUACGGAUUAUGAGGACAAGUUUUACUUGAAGGUUGCUGCUAGGGUGAACUUUGGAGCUCCUAAUGAAAAACCCAUAAGGUACCCGGAUGACCCAUAUGAUCGAAUAUGGGAAUCAGACCUAAUAAAAAGGCCAAACUUUUUAGUAGGAAUAGCUCCAGGAACGGAAAGAAUCAAUACAACAAAGAACAUAGAAGUGAAUAACAGAGAGUACCCGCCAGUUAAAGUGAUGCAAACGGCAGUGGUUGGUACAGAGGGGAACCUAAGCUACCAGCUAACCCUAGAAGAUUUCCCAGGCAAUGCUAGAGCUUUUGCAUAUUUUGCUGAGAUAGAGAAUCUGAGAUUGAAUGAGACCCGGAAAUUUAAAAUGGAGCACCCGUAUGUACCAGAUUACAGUAACGCAGUCGUGAACAUAGCAGAGAAUGCUAAUGGCACCAACAAGCUUUACGAACCUAGCUACAUGAAUGUGACUCUGGAUUUUGUCCUGUCAUUUUCAUUUGUUAAGACACCAGACUCGACAAAAGGUCCGGUCUUAAAUGCAAUUGAGAUCAGCAAAUAUGUCAAGAUUGGUUCAAAAACUGAUGCUCAAGAUGUGAUUGCCCUUAAUGCCGUUCGUGCCAUGUUGCCCGCUAGCUUGGGGAAACAAGAUGAAGGGGAUCCUUGCAGUCCAACACAUUGGGAAUGGGUAAUCUGUAGCUCAACAGCACCACCCCGUAUUCUUGAAAUACAUUUAUCACAGAGAAAUCUGACAGGGAACAUACCUCCUGAGAUCGAGAAUAUGGAUGCACUAACAGAUUUGUGGUUAGAUGGUAAUUCCCUCACAGGACGCAUCCCUGAUAUAAGUAACCUCAUCAACUUGAAAAUUGUGCAUAUAGAGAACAACGGACUCAGUGGACCUUUACCAUCUUAUCUUGGUAGCUUACCAAGCUUACAAGAACUGUACAUUCAGAACAACUUCUUCAAUGGCAAGAUACCUCCGGCAUUGCUGGGCAAGAAAAUAGUAUUCAACUACGAUGGCAAUCCUAGGCUAACUAAAGGAACACGACUAGGCUCAGUGAAGAUUUUAGGAAUUUCUGUGGCAGCACUUGGAGCACUUGUGGCUGUAAUCCUAGUAAUAGUGCUACUAUUGCGCAAUUUCAGAAGAAAGGCAUCUAGGGAGAAAAUUGACUAUAAAGGUUCCUCCUUGCAUACAAGUACUAAGCCUCCGAAGGGCCAUACCCUCAAACGAGGUACACAUCUAAUGGAAGACGGUGUAGCUUGCUGCAUUAAACUGUCUGAAAUAGAAGAUGCCACUAUGAAAUUCUCAAAGAACAUUGGAAAAGGAAGCUUUGGAGUUGUUUAUUAUGGCAGGAUGAAGGAUGGCAAGGAGAUAGCGGUGAAAACCAUAGGUGACCCAACAAGCCAAGGAACCAAGCAAUUUCUGACUGAGGUUUCCUUGUUAUCAAGAAUUCAUCACAGAAAUUUGGUUCCCCUGAUUGGAUACUGUGAAGAAGCAAACCACAGAAUUCUGGUUUAUGAGUAUAUGCAUAACGGAACCCUCCGAGAUCACAUACAUGAUCCCAUCAAACAGAGGCAGCUAGACUGGCUAACUCGGUUGCGUAUUGCAGAAGAUGCAGCUAAAGGUCUCGAAUACUUGCACACCGGAUGCAGUCCUAGUAUCAUUCACCGGGAUGUAAAAACUAGCAAUAUCCUUCUAGAUAUAAAUAUGAGGGCAAAGGUAGCAGACUUCGGUCUUUCAAGACAAGCCGAAGAAGAUCUCACUCACAUAUCAAGUGUUGCUAAAGGAACAUUAGGCUAUCUAGAUCCAGAGUACUACGCCAAUCAGCAGCUCACUGAAAAAAGUGAUGUUUAUAGUUUUGGUAUUGUUCUCUUGGAACUGAUAUCUGGAAGAAAGCCCAUCACAGAAGAAUACGGGAUGGACUGGAACAUCGUUCAUUGGGCGAGAUCAUUGAUCCGUAAAGGGGAUGUUGGAAGCAUGAUGGAUCCUUUGCUAGUUGACAGUGUAAAACUUGAGUCUGUAUGGCGAGUGGCUGAAGUGGCCAUACAAUGUGUUGAGCAGCACGGAAUCUCACGGCCUAAAAUGCAGGAAAUUAUCUUGGCUAUACAAGAUGCAGUUAUUUUAGAGAAAGGAACUGAAAAUAACCAGAAUUUCUCUUCAGGUAGUGGAAAAACACAAUCUUCAAGAAAAACCUUGCUCACAAGCUUCCUUGAGAUAGAGAGUCCAGAUUUGUCAAAUGCUCGCCUGACCCCAUCUGCAAGGUGAACAUGAAAAUAAUUGGUGUUACCUAUACAAAAUGUAGAUUAUCUAUGUAUUGUACACAUUAUUUUCAUCUAAAGUGAUAAAGUUUGGAACUGGAAAAAUAAGAUAGCUCUAGAUUUCUUUCCAAACUUUUCCAUCCUCUAACUUCCUUCACAAGCCUUCGGGACAUGUCCCUUCCAGUUGCAAUGUAACUUGUGUAUACUUUAGAUUUAGUACAAAUCUUUUUUCCUACAACUGAUUUAAAAAUAAUAAUAAUAAAAAGAACCCAAAGUUCUUACUUCUUA
Beta vulgaris subsp. vulgaris (sugar beet) is the source of this 3441-nucleotide messenger RNA. RefSeq names its product probable LRR receptor-like serine/threonine-protein kinase At1g67720. The record is from RefSeq and is a predicted model, not a curated record. The coding region runs from base 371 to 3160 and encodes 929 amino acids. NCBI's taxonomy places the organism in Eukaryota, Viridiplantae, Streptophyta, Magnoliopsida, Caryophyllales, Amaranthaceae. The transcript is spliced from 15 exons. Gene Ontology annotation, molecular function: protein kinase activity; protein binding; ATP binding. Gene Ontology annotation, biological process: protein phosphorylation.